This is a messenger RNA of Glycine soja, 991 nucleotides long. Its product is annotated as probable nucleoside diphosphate kinase 5. Bases 155 to 748 code for a protein of 197 amino acids. Gene Ontology annotation, molecular function: nucleoside diphosphate kinase activity. The transcript is spliced from 7 exons. Gene Ontology annotation, biological process: CTP biosynthetic process; GTP biosynthetic process; UTP biosynthetic process. The record is from RefSeq and is a predicted model, not a curated record. NCBI's taxonomy places the organism in Eukaryota, Viridiplantae, Streptophyta, Magnoliopsida, Fabales, Fabaceae.
AAGACUAAAAACAAAAUAAAAUUUCCCAUAAUGUUUUUCUGAUUUUGACUUUCGGUCCGAGUUAAGUCUUUCUUAUUUCGCCAUAGAGUCAGAGGGAAGUCUGUGUUCUUCACCAGUUGCGGCUGCUACUUACUGUACGAGCUUGGUUCUUCAAAUGAGAUCCCCUUCUGUUGGAUUCACCGGAAUACUUGUGCUUCUUGUUUUCCUCUCUGCUUGCUGUUGCAGUUCUUCUACACAUGGGAGUUUGGAAACGGAGAAAACUUUUGCCAUUAUAAAACCAGACGGAUUGCUUGGUAACUACACAGAUGAUAUCAAGAGAACAAUUGUAGAAUAUGGUUUCAGAAUUUUAAAGGAAAAGAUUGUUCAACUCGAUGAGGGCACUGUGAAAAGUUUUUAUGCUGAGCACUCUUCAAAAAGCUUCUUUUCAAGCCUUAUAAAAUACAUGACAAGUGGACCAGUGUUAAUUAUGGUCUUGGAGAAGGACAAUGCUAUUGCUGAUUGGCGCGCUUUAAUGGGUCCUACUGAUGCAAGCAAGGCUAAGAUUACUCACCCUCACAGUAUCAGAGCAAAAUGUGGAUUGGAUAUGGAAAAGAAUUGUGUUCAUGGUUCAGACUCUCCCAAAUCUGCGCAAAGAGAGAUAUCAUUUUUCUUUAAAGAGCUCUCUGCAGAAUUUCUGUUGAAACUAAUAGUUGUCUUUUCAAAAGAAAAUGGAAGAAAGGGCAUCUCGACGCACUCAUUAACUUGCUGAUGUGGUUGCAGAGCAUGAUGAAUUGUAGCUGCUACAAGUUUGAAGCUCAAACACAACUUUAUUUGCAUUUUUUUUAGGAUCUCUAUAGUUAAUUGUAGCAUAAUGGAUUAUAUAAGGGGAAUGCUUGUUUAUUGGGGGAAAAAAAUUGUAUGAAGCGACACGAAAAUUAUCUAUUCAUGUUUUAUCCAAUCACUUUAUAUAUUUUCGCCCACCAAUGUAUGGUCAUCAAGUUCAGGUCUUCAA